Desarmillaria tabescens is the source of this 1625-nucleotide messenger RNA. Its product is annotated as NADP-dependent oxidoreductase domain-containing protein. NCBI's taxonomy places the organism in Eukaryota, Fungi, Basidiomycota, Agaricomycetes, Agaricales, Physalacriaceae. The record is from RefSeq and is a predicted model, not a curated record. Bases 294 to 1391 code for a protein of 365 amino acids. The transcript has 17 exons.
GGCGCCAGCAUCACUGAAAGAACCAGAGAGCUCUACGCAGAAGUUACGGAAGACUUGGAGAACAUAAACUUUUCCUGACUAAGUCUCAUCUAAUGUUCAGAAGGUAUAACAGAUAAGUCAGCGUUCAAUUUUAUGUUGAGCUGACUGAGCACAUCUAGCACUCAGCUUCUCCCGCCGUAUUCUGUAUUCACUGUACAACUUAAUCGCGGGAACCAGUGAUUGGUGUACUAUUCCUGGAAGCGCAAGUUUACAUCUUCCCACUGCCUCUCGCAAUACAAUAGGGCCGUGAUCGGAUGAUAAAUCGUAUUCAUCGUGAAUGUAUAAGUAAGGUGUUCACUUCACUUCUAUCGACCACCACCAUGUCUUCUCCUACUAGUAUGCAAUACGUGCGCCUCGGACAGUCUGGCUUGAAGGUGUCCAAGAUCAUCUUGGGAUGCAUGACCUACGGCAGUCCUGAAUGGCAAAAGUGGGUUCUUGGUAAGGAGGAAGGGAUUGAACAUAUCAAGGCUGCGUACGAUGCUGGAAUCAACGCCUUUGAUACUGCGAACGUGUACUCCAACGGCUUGUCCGAAAUUAUAUUGGGAGAGGCUAUCAAGAAACAUGACCUCCCUCGUGAUAAGAUUGUCGUCUUAACCAAGGUACAUGGAGCCGUAGGCAAAGAACCGGGGAUUAGGAACCCAAAAUCCGACCCUGAGUAUGUUAACCAGCACGGACUUAGUAGAAAACACAUCUUCGAUUCUGUGAAGCAUAGCAUGGAAAGACUCCAGCUCGACUAUAUCGACGUCCUUCAGUGUCAUAGAUUUGACUACGAUACUCCCAUCGCUGAGACGAUGAAAGCCUUGCAUGAUGUCGUUCAGGCGGGCUAUGUUCGUUAUAUCGGAAUGUCGUCCUGCUAUGCCUAUCAAUUCCACGCCAUGCAAAACUACGCGAUCCAAAACAAUCUGACGCCCUUCAUCUCGAUGCAGAACCACUACAAUCUCAUCUACCGAGAGGAAGAACGGGAAAUGUUCCCCACCUUGAAGAUGUUCGGCGUAGGCUCCAUCCCAUGGUCCCCUCUUGCUCGAGGAAAAUUAGCGAGGCCUUUCGACAAAGAAGGCGACACGAUACGUGGCGAAGCGGAUCGACUCCUCGAACGAUAUAGUGGAAUCGAGUCCGUCAAGGUCAUCGUUAAUAGGGUCGAAGAGCUCGCACAGAAGAAGGGUAUAACGAUGGCUCAGCUCUCUAUUGCGUGGAUGCUCAGUAAAGAAGGUGUCACCGCCCCGAUUGUGGGGACGACGUCGCUCGACAAUUUGAAGGAGCUCAUUGAGGCGACCAAGAUUGAACUGACGACGGAGGACGUCAAGUUCUUGGAAGAGGAGUAUAAGCCCCUGGCAAUUUCUGGACAUUCUUAGUACAGUACAAGAUGUGAUAAUGCAUACGGUCGGGAGCUGCCUCAGUUUAUGCACUAUCACAUCAUAUGCACGAACACGUUGUCACACAACGUGACAUUCCUAUGACAAUGGGAUGUGCCGCACCCAAUUCGGGUAUUUUCUCGCGUCUUCUGCUCUAUUUCCUACGUAUUUGCAUUUUGGUCCUAACAGGAUCAAUUUUAGUGAGUUUCGUACCAAUGCAUAUGGUAUUUUAGC